GGAACCGCGGCCCGCCAGGGAGAGGGGCGGGCGUGCCUCCCCGGGACUGCUGGGCCCUGAGGGUUAAGCCCAGGGGGCGGGGCCCGGGGGCCAUCUUAGCUGUGGGCGGAAGUUUCCUUCGGAGAGCCGGUGAGGGGAAGUUGUUGCCGCCCCCCGGGCGGGCGGCGCGAUCUCGAUUUGGGGAUGGGGAAGAAAAGCACGGGAACUGGCUGCCUCCCAAACAAACGAGGGCAGGUGGCUCCGGGCACGGCCCACCCGGGCGCCCGCCGGAUUGCUGUUCCGCCCCAGCGUCUCGGCCUCCCGCUGCCUCUAGUAACCCGUGGCACCCGUAGGCGGCGCGGCGCGGGGCUGCGGGGCUGGCGGGGCCAGACCCUGCGCAUUUAGCGUAGCGAACGGCGCCCGCGCAGACGCAGGCGCAGGCGCAGGCGCAGGAGGGGGCGGAGCAGCGGGAGCCGGGGAGCUGGGGAGCCGGAGCCCCGGGUCGCAGCGACCAGAGCCGGCUCCCCCAGCGGCGUCCUGAGGACCCGGCGUCGGCCUCCUCCCGCACCCUCCGAGGCUGGAGAGUGGAUGAAGUGGGGGGUGGGGUGGGGGCAGCGUCCGGAAUUCCGAGGACAGGAGGCAGAGGCCAUCCCCAAUCCGGAUUAUUGGAAGGGAGAGAGACCCCCAGUUUGGGGAGGGGGAGAGCUGGGCGUUGAGCGUGCCCGGCAGCGGGCGCUGCCUUUAGCGGAAGGGUAUCUGCCGGCUCUCCCCCUCCAGCCGGGACGACUCGAACAAGCAAGGCCAGGGACCCCUGUCCUUCAUUCUCUGCACCCCCUCGCCCUGGCUCUGGGGCUGGCCCAGGGAGGAGACCCUGCCCACUUCCCGCCUCUGCCCUCCACAGGGUCUGUCCUUCCACUUCCCAGAGUGAGGGGCCCAGGCCCCAGGCUGCCUGUGUCCCGCUGCAAGGGCAGGGUCCCUCUGUUGAGGGGGAAGGGCCUGGCCAGCUGCAGCUUCUUCCCUCCUGAGCUCCCCAUCUCUGUCGCUGCACCCUGCAACUCCCAUCCCUCCAUAUUUAUUUCCCUGGCCCCCUGCCAGCCCUCCAUCUCUUUCUCUGGGAUUCAGGCCUCCCUGACAUGGAGAGUAACCUGUCUGGCCUGGUGCCUGCUGCUGGGCUGGUCCCUGCGCUGCCUCCUGCCGUGACCCUGGGGCUGACUGCGGCCUACACCACUCUGUAUGCCCUGCUCUUCUUCUCCGUAUAUGCCCAACUCUGGCUGGUGCUCCUAUAUGGGCACAAGCGUCUCAGCUAUCAGACAGUGUUCCUGGCACUCUGUCUGCUCUGGGCUGCCUUGCGCACCACCCUCUUCUCCUUCUACUUCCGAGAUACCCCCCGAGCCAACCGUCUGGGACCCCUGCCCUUUUGGCUUCUCUACUGCUGCCCUGUCUGCCUGCAGUUCUUCACACUGACACUUAUGAACCUCUACUUUGCCCAGGUUGUGUUCAAGGCCAAGGCGAAGCGCCGGCCGGAGAUGAGCCGAGGCUUGCUGGCUGUCCGAGGGGCCUUCGUGGGGGCCUCGCUGCUCUUUCUGCUGGUGAACGUGCUGUGCGCUGUGCUGUCGCGCCGGCGCCGGGCACAGCCCUGGGCCCUCCUGCUGGUGCGAGUCCUGGUGAGCGACUCCCUCUUUGUUAUCUGCGCACUCUCUCUUGCUGCCUGCCUCUGCCUGGUCGCCCGGCGGGCGCCCUCCACCAGCAUCUACCUGGAGGCCAAGGGGACCAGUGUGUGCCAGGCAGCUGCGAUGGGUGGCGCCAUGGUCCUGCUCUACGCCAGCCGGGCCUGCUACAACCUGGCGGCCCUGGCCUUGGCUCCCCGGAGCCGGCUGGAUGCCUUCGAUUAUGACUGGUACAACGUCUCUGACCAGGCGGACCUGGUGAAUGACCUGGGGAACAAAGGCUACCUGGUGUUUGGCCUCAUCCUCUUUGUGUGGGAGCUGCUGCCUACCACCCUGCUGGUGGGCUUUUUCCGGGUGCACCGGCCCCCACAGGACCUGGUCUUUGGCGCCCGUUCCUACUUCUUUGACCGGGCCGGGCACUGUGAGGACGAGGGCUGCUCCUGGGAGCACGGCCGUAGCGAGAGCACCAGGUGCUGGGACCAGGUGGCCACCACCACAGUCUCUACUCCACUCCACAGACGUGAUCCCCUCUUAUUCUCCCCCUUGAACACCCAGACCCCAGUCCUCCAAUCCCAGGCCCCUGUGCCAAGUACAUUUGCCGCUUCUUGCCCAGGAUCAUGGGAGGCUGUGGCCACCUCUUCCCCUGGCCGGCUCCUUGCUACUCCUGUCAUAGUGAGCUUAUGCUGUCCCCUAGGAUGGGGGGCAUGGCCCUGGCUGCCAGAUGCCCGCAGCACCUUGGCAUGACCUGCCGCCUCCACUUCUGCACCGGAGCCGGCUACCUCUCCUGCACCUGCCCCUCAAUAAACAGUCUCUGUGCCCCUCAUCA
Messenger RNA from Callorhinus ursinus (northern fur seal), 2472 nucleotides. It is a transcript of the gene GPR137, whose product is annotated as G protein-coupled receptor 137. Lineage: Eukaryota; Metazoa; Chordata; Mammalia; Carnivora; Otariidae. Gene Ontology annotation, cellular component: lysosomal membrane. Gene Ontology annotation, biological process: negative regulation of bone resorption; positive regulation of TORC1 signaling; regulation of autophagy. The record is from RefSeq and is a predicted model, not a curated record.